AUGACGGCAGAGGAGAACUGGCGCGGACUCUCGCCAGCCGAGAAGUACGACAUCGCCUUCAACGACUGGACGCCAGCAGAAGGGUUCACCGACCUCUCGCCGUUUAACCCACAAACCUGCGAGUUCGACGCCGCUUACUACGACGGCCUCGGCUCGGCGGCGAAGUGGACGCACGAGAACAAGGGCAUCGCGCCGAUGACCAACGGCAUCGACGACGACAACGACGGCGUCGAGGAUGCGCAAGAGUGCGAGCAAAACCGCGAGGCUGACCGCGCCGACUUCGACCGCAUCGAGACCUGGUGGGGCAUCUGCCACGCAUGGGCACCCGCGGCUCUGGUCGAGCCAGAGCCGCUCGCGCCAGUGACACGCAACGGCGUGACGUUCGACGUGAGCGACCAGAAGGGCCUGAUCAUCCAGCAAUGGGAUCGCACCUCGGCUUACAUGGUCGGCGGGCGCUGCAACGAGGACGAGCUCGAGCGCGAUGAUACGGGCCGCAUCACCGUGGAAGAGUGCCGCGACUUGAACGCUGGUAGCUGGCACGUGAUCGUGACCAACUUCAUCGGCCUCAACCGCAAGGGCAUCGUCAUCGAGCGCACGACCAACUACGAGGUCUGGAACCAACCUCUGUUCGGUUACAAGAUCGACGAGCAACGCGAGAUCUCGCAACAAGAGGCGCUCACCCUGCUUAACCUCGACACCGAGGUCGUGACGGGAGAAGAGACCGGCGAGUUCGUGCACGAGAUCGAGGAAGGCAGCGCGAAGGCCAAGGGCGUGCUCGAGCUUGUCAACAAGGCAGACCUCGAGAUGCUCGACGAUGACGCCGCGCUCUACUCGACGGCGGCAAAGAACAUCAUCGCCCACCGCGACGGUGAGGACGCGACGCCCGGCACCGCCGAUGACAACCUGUUCGACACGCUGGCAGAGCUCGACGAGGUCUCGUAUGUCGGCUCGGCCGCAUUCGGUCAACUGCUCGGCUACGCCGUCGCCAACGGAUACGUCCCCGGCGCGGAGUACAAGUAUAACCCAGACGCCGAGCGCUUCAUCGAAGUCCGCAUGACGACGGACUGGAUCACCGAGCAGCACCAGUCGGCUGAUCGCACCGACACGAUCAUCGACCGCUACACGAUGCACGACAGCUACCACUACAUCCUCGAGCUCGACGCGGAAGGGAAGAUCAUCGGCGGCGAGUGGGUCGGCGACUCGAACCUGAACCACCCCGACUUCGUGUGGCUGCCGACGCGCGCCAUCAGCGGCAACCCGAACAUCGACAUCGAGGUCGUGCGCGACAUCAUCGCGGAAGGCCGUCAGUCGGUGCUCGGCGAUGACGAGCCAGAGACCGAGGCGCUCUCGUUCAGCAGCGACGAGAUCGUGCGCAUCCCCGACAAUGAUCCUGCGGGCGCCGUCUCGACCAUCGAGGUCGACCGCGUGGGCACGGUCGAGAGCAUCACCAUCAACGCCAACGUCGAGCACACCUACCGCGGUGACAUCUACCUCGAGCUUCGCCAUGGCGGCGUCGCGAUCAACGUCUUCAACGGUCACGAGGUCGACUCCCCAUGGGAUGACGACAUCGCGCUCGAGGCGGUCGAGGUGCACGGGUUCGAAGGCGCCAACCUCUCGGGUGAUUGGGAGCUCUUCGCGGUCGACACCUACGGCUACGACGUGGGUCAGAUCAUGAACUGGUCGAUCGACUUCACUGGCAACGCCAAGCGUGCCAUCUCGACAGGGCUGACCAUCCUCGGGUUGGCGGUGUUCGUCGGUGGCCUGGUGGCCAUUGUCACGCAGUGGCUCAACGAAACUGUCCGAAAGCUCGAGAUGGGCCUGACACCAGUAUCACUGGAAGGACACGUGGUGUUGCUCGGCUGGACGGACCGCACGGUCGGUAUCGUGCGAGAGCUGGUUCGCUCCCAGGAUCGCGCGCGCCAGCUGAUCCGCUUCAAGAAGCGCAAGCAGCUCUCGAUCGUGGUGCUCGCCGAGGAGCUCGACGCAUCCCUGCUGCACGAGUUCAAGACACAGCUCGGGGAGGAUUGGGACAACAGCCUGAUCACGUUGCGAAGCGGCACGCCGCUUCGCAACGAGCACCUGGACCGCGUCGACUUUCUGCGCGCGGCGGUGAUCGUCCUGCCCGGGGCAGACUUCGCAGAAGAUGGCCCGGACGCCGUCGACACGCGCACGAUCAAGACGAUCCUCUCGAUCAAUCAGGCCGCCGCCGUGGUCGAGGAUCGCGAGGAUCUCCCGCUGCUCAUCGCCGAGAUUCACGACUCGCGCAAGGUCUCGCUGGCGAGGCGCGCCUAUCGCGGCGAGAUCGAAUUGCUGGCGAGCGACCGCACCACGGCAUGUCUUAUCGCGCAGAACACGCGCCACGAAGGGCUCUCGUUCAUCUACCGCGAAUUGCUCGAUCAGGAAGGCAACGAGCUCUACAUCCGCAAAUGCCCGGAGCUGUUGGGCAAGCCGUUUCACGCGGUCGGCGCACACUUUCCCUGGGCGAUUCCGAUCGGCGUGGUUUACCGCGAGGGAGAGCUCUGGCGCUCGCACCUCUGCCCCAAGUUCGACUACGUCCUCCAGAAACAGGACCACCUCGUCUUUGUCUGCGAGACGCUGCAAAACUCCGAACCGGUCCUGGUCGAUGUGACGCCCUACCCCGAGCUCGCCGAGAUCAAGACCUACAAGGAAGAGGAGCCUCCGAUACGGCGCGUGCUGGUGCUCGGCUGGGGGCACAUGUUGCCAGCGUUGCUCGAUGAGUUCGACGGGUUCACCUUCCAGAAUCACGAGGUGACGAUCCUCUCUGCGGUCCCGCUGGAGAAGCGCGAUCGCGAGUUCCAGGCAUACGGCAUGGAUCUCGAGCGCGUCACCGUGGAGCAUAUCGAGGGCGAUUACACUCUGAUGACGGAUCUGGAGCGCGCCGACCUGGAGAACUUCGAUCAGGUGAUCAUGCUCGCGAGCGAGUGGGUGACCUUGAGACCAGAGCUUCGGGCAGUCUUCGACACGUUAUUUGGCUCGAGGCCGCCGAUGUUCGACUUUCGCCCCGCCGCGUCCUACCCGGACGUGAUCGGCGAGGAGCUCGAAUUCGAGGCGCUCCAGCGAAUCGCGAGGAAGUAUGAGGAGAUCGCUAUCGGCGUGCGCGUCGAACCUGUCGAGGGAGAUGAUCAGGAAACCAACGGCGGCGUGAUCCUCAACCCGGACAAACACUCGAGCUGGAAGCUGACAAAGAAGGAUGACCUGAUCGUGUUGAUGCGCAGCGUAUCUUUUCUUCAUCAUCGCACGCGUCCACGGAAAGGUCUCUUGAGCAAACAAUCUCGCCAACUCGUCAUCAUCCUCGGGCUCGGUUUUCUCCUCACUGUUUUGGCCUGUGGUGGGUUGCUCGCGAUCGGCGUCUACGGAGAGCGCGAGGUCGAUGUCCCCUCGACACAAGAGCAGCUCCUUAUCGGGCCAGCAGAUCUCGCGCCGUACACGUACACGUACACGGACCUCGACGUCGACGCGAGCAAGACCGAGAUCAAGAAGGUCGAGCACGUCCUGGGCUUUACCGAGCUGACGUUGACCUUCGAGCACGAGAGCGAGGACGAAUUCAUCUUCAUCUUCACCCGGCUCUACAAGGACACGAACAAGGCAGAUCUGAUGAACGACUUCACCAUGGAGUGGGGAUUAAACGAUCUGUUUCUCCAGGAUGGCGUGGAGCUCGUCAAGACCGGGGACUACGCGUGCUGUGAUGACUCGAGGUUUGGCUACUACACCUACCAGGGAGAUCGCAUCGGCGCCCUCUUCAUCGCCAGACAAGGGGACUUCGUCUACUCCGUGGAUAUGUACGGAUUGCAAAUCGUCGACAUCGAAGGACUCUCCGAGCUGCUCGAUGAAAAGAUCAGCGAGAUUUCGAAGCUCCAACACUUCUGA
Molecule: messenger RNA, 3888 nt
Organism: Ostreobium quekettii
Lineage: Eukaryota; Viridiplantae; Chlorophyta; Ulvophyceae; Bryopsidales; Ostreobiaceae
Source: the annotation of a GenBank genome assembly